Molecule: messenger RNA, 5974 nt
Organism: Phlebotomus papatasi
Lineage: Eukaryota; Metazoa; Arthropoda; Insecta; Diptera; Psychodidae
Gene: Shab
Product: potassium voltage-gated channel protein Shab
Exons: 14
Coding region: 1172-4684 (1170 amino acids)
Biological process (GO): protein homooligomerization; potassium ion transmembrane transport
Cellular component (GO): membrane; voltage-gated potassium channel complex
Molecular function (GO): protein binding; delayed rectifier potassium channel activity
Source: RefSeq, a predicted model, not a curated record
GAAGUUGGGUGUUUUGGGAGAAAAGGCAGUCGAGAAUCGGCCUCUGUCGGAAUUGUAUGGGACGUCUCUGUGCUUAUCACAAGAUUGUUAAUUUUCUUUCUCCCUACCUGAUAGUGUGACUAAGAAGAAAAAAAAAACAGGUACUGAUUUGGAUCAGACUCAAGGAAGACAGUAGUGAAUCCUAGAAUCAAGUGAAAAGUGAAGGAUAAAGGGAAGGUGUUUGUGUGAACCAAAAAGAUCCCUAAAGUGAGUGAAAAGUCAAAGGAAAACGAUGCACAUCCUUGUCUUCAGUGGAUAGAAAAGUUCUUUGGUUGAGAAAAGUGUCCCUUUGUCCUGGUGAAGUGGAUUUUUUUUUCACAUCAAGUUCAGUGCUAAGGGAAAGUUUUGUGUUUUAGUGCAAAAGAUUUCUACCUUAAAUUGGUUAAAGAGAAUUGCUUUUUUUCCACAGAGAAAGAGCGAGUACUUUACAAAUUGCGUACCUUCAACAUAACCUCACUUUCAAAAAUAACCUCCAAAAAUCAAAUAAGAAAAUUGGUUCAUUUUUUUCCGCGAACUAAUCAUCAGAAUCAGAGUUACGGUUAAACGCUUGUGCUAUUUUAGUUCAUUAUAAUUGCAUAAUUUUUUCAGUGUAAAUAAAAUUUAGAAAUUUAUUUGACAAUAAUCCCGAUAAAUCACCUGAAAAAAGACGCCCAAGUUAUCUAGUGCGAGACAAUUUGUGAGGGUAAAUUUCAUGAGGAAAGGGAAUCCCAGCUGAAGAUCUAUCUGGCCAGUGCACAAAUAAGUGUUGUGUGUUUUUGCUAGUGGAAAAUGUAUAAAUAAAUUUAUCAUUAAUAUUAUUUAUAAUUCGACGAACUCAACGAAGAACGCGCAAUUUUGAGCUACACAAGGUUAUUGCCAUCAUCUAACUCUCGUGCUUCUAUUUUCGAGACAUCCAACAAAGAUGACACCAAGUCAGAGGCACGAAACCGAGACGCGGGAUGAUUGAUUCAGGGAGAACAAUCAACCGUGAGCAUCCCGCUAUGAGAAUAAGCAUCGGGAGGUGUGAGCUGGUGGACAAAGUAGAUACGAGAGCAUCGCGGGGUGAGCCAGAAGUUGUGGCGGGUACUGAGGAGCGGUGUUUGAGGCCAGUGCAGUGAGCAGGAGGAUGAGUGGACUGAUGUAGCGUGGCCCUAUGGUGGGCGAACGCGACAGGGAACGGGAAGCGGUGCGCUGGGAACUGGGCGACGCGACGCCGCCCCCCUUCAGCAAUGGUGGACCGCAGACAAUGGGCUCCCUGUACGGCGGCAGUGGCGGUGCCGGAGGCUUCUGUGAUGACGGAGCAACGAAUUACCCACAUGGGGCGCACCAGGGUGGCCCGGGUGGGGGCUCAGUGGGGGCGGCGGGAAAGGAAGUGCGCUAUGCACCCUUCCCCUCCGUCUCAUCACCCACCCACUCCAAUCCGACCACAACUUGCCAACAGGCGCCACUACAGCGAGCACAUUCCAGGUCUAUGUCCUCCAUACCACCGGAGCCCUUCAUGAUACAGCGAUCCAAGGCGAUGAAUCGGCGUGUCUCGAUCAAUGUUGGUGGCGUAAAACACGAAGUGUUGUGGCGUACCCUCGAACGUCUGCCCCAUACACGCCUUGGACGACUGCGGGAGUGCACAACGCACGAAGCAAUUUCUGAACUGUGUGAUGACUACUCCCUCGUGGACAACGAGUACUUUUUCGAUAGACACCCCAAAAGUUUCAGUUCAAUUUUGAAUUUCUAUCGAACGGGCAAAUUGCACUUGGUGGAUGAGAUGUGUGUAUUGGCAUUCAGUGAUGAUCUCGAGUAUUGGGGCGUCGAUGAGCUGUACCUGGAAUCGUGCUGCCAGCACAAGUACCAUCAACGCAAGGAGCACGUGCAUGAGGAGAUGCGAAAGGAAGCCGAGAGUCUGAGGCAGCGUGAAGAGGAGGAAUUUGGAGAUGGAAAAUGUGCCCAGUACCAAAAGUACUUGUGGGAAUUGCUGGAAAAGCCAAAUACGAGUCUAGCCGCUAGGGUGAUCGCAGUGAUCUCCAUCCUGUUCAUUGUCCUGUCGACAGUAGCAUUGACAUUGAACACGCUACCGUCCCUCCAGGCCGACCACAAUGGCUCGCCACAGGACAAUCCCGAGCUGGCGAUGGUGGAGGCCGUCUGUAUCUCAUGGUUUACACUAGAAUAUGUAUUGAGAUUCAGUGCAUCUCCGGAUAAAUGGAAAUUUUUCAAAGGCGGCCUCAAUGUGAUAGAUCUUCUUGCCAUAAUGCCAUACUUCGUGUCCCUGUUCCUGUUGGAAACCAACAAGAACGCCACGGACCAGUUCCAGGAUGUGCGCCGGGUGGUGCAGGUUUUCCGCAUCAUGCGCAUCCUGCGAAUCCUCAAGCUGGCCCGCCACUCCACGGGCCUGCAGUCGCUCGGCUUCACAUUGCGCAAUUCAUAUAAGGAGCUCGGUCUGCUCAUGUUGUUCCUGGCAAUGGGCGUUCUCAUAUUCUCAUCCUUGGCAUAUUUUGCCGAAAAGGAUGAGCCCCAAACCAAAUUCAUAUCCAUUCCUGAAACAUUCUGGUGGGCCGGGAUCACGAUGACCACAGUGGGGUACGGGGACAUCUAUCCCACCACUCCGCUAGGAAAGGUCAUUGGCACGGUGUGUUGUAUAUGCGGCGUACUGGUAAUUGCUUUGCCCAUUCCCAUCAUCGUUAAUAAUUUCGCCGAAUUCUAUAAGAAUCAGAUGCGUAGAGAAAAAGCUCUUAAGCGUAGGGAAGCAUUGGAUCGGGCCAAGCGCGAGGGCAGCAUCGUCUCCUUCCAUCAUAUCAAUCUAAGGGACGCUUUCGCCAAGAGUAUGGAUCUCAUUGAUGUCAUCGUUGACACAGGACACAACCUUUCGCAAACAGACGGCAACAGUACGGAAGGUGAAUCAGCGUCCGGACGAAAUCCCGCCAUCACAGGAACGGGCUGUUAUCGGAAUUAUGAUCAUGUGGCGUCGCACUUGAGGAGCAAUUCAUCUCAGGGAACUGGAGGUGGACAGACUCUCGAUGUCGUUCCUCAGUACAGUCCAUUGCUUCAGCGUCGUCUCCUCGAAAGGGAUCGUCAGGAGAGGGAAAUGGAUGAUGAACAGGAUGAAAGUCAACCACUAACUCAGAACGAUACUCCGGUUCACAAUCCGAUGCAAAUGAUGGCAACUCGAGCGUACUUACAGCAGAGGACAAUAGAGGAGGUGGCCGAACUUCGGCGUCAAGUGGCUAUGGAGCAGCCGCCAAAUGUGAAGAACAAAGACAGACCAGAGACUGAAGUCCCAACAGAAUUUGAGUGUUGUUUUUGUACGUCCAAGGAUUUUCGUGAUUUCAUCGAUGCUGAGGGCCUUAUGCCACUGCCAACGUCAGAUUUCAACUUCCCCGUGUCGCUGGAGAUGAAAUCCCUCAAUAGUCGCCAGAAUGGGGCUGCCCUGGCACUCCAGGGUGGUCCAGCCUCCUCCUUCAGCACCGUUACGCUUCCCCUAGAGACCCCACUCAAGUCCUAUGGCACUCCCACGGCCACGUCCAUGGGUGCAGCAGCCAAUGGGGAUCUGGCGAGUGUUGACAGCUCAGACACAUACGCCAGCUGUCAGACACAUCCUUUUCACUCUCAGGGAGAUCUUACGGCAGACAUGUUGGAUGCCGUAUGUGAUUUUGAUCUGGAGACCAAUAAUCUCUAUAUCAAUCCACUGGAGGCGAGACCUCAGGUGAAGAAAUCAGCUUCUGGAGAUACAGCACUCAGGAACUUGGGCGCCAGCCCCAUCGAGGAGGACUUUCAGACCCUCCAGGCCUUUGAAGCACCAGAACGGGGCAGUAGAGCUAGUCUCAGUGAGGCUCAGUGCGUGCCAAAGCAUCGGAAAACGCGCUUUCAGCAGCAGAGCAUGAAGUCUCGGACACGAUUUGAGGAUACCAAAGUGUCCCAGGAGAGCCUCAAUGAGGGCGGAAAGAAGAAUCGCAGAGCUUCCUUUAUGCCCGCUAAGAGUCUCGCAUCGGCUACCAAAUUGAUCAAUCAGCAUCUCUUUGGCAUCCAGGCGAGUCCGAAAUCAAAGGGCGAGGCUAAGCUAUCCACUUCGAUUGAUUCCAUCGAUUCAUCACCUCAACAGGAACACCAUCGGCGAUCCAAGUCCAUUCUCAAGAACAAAACGGACGCAGUGAAAGCCAUGGCCGAUCCGGAGAGUGAACGUCUACUGUCGGACAAUAUGUCAGGAUCGGGAGUGUCAGACAAUGGAACUAUCGAAGCGGAUUAUUCUCCCAAUCGGAUAGUAACUGCCCUGUCUUCGGCUGCGAUGCUUCCCAUGUCAGGAAAGCAUCGUCCUCUGCUGCAGCAGCGGUCCGUUCCAACUUGCACUAGUUCGUCAACGCCCCCGCCAAAACCUACCAAGUUCCAGGUGCCGCGAUACCCUGAGGAACUCAUGGUACGCCAGGGAAAGUCUACACUCCAGCGCAGUAUGGGGAUUCCGUCUUAUAUAGACAGCUUCUCCAGCGAUGGGAAGUCAGAUUCUGUGCUCCGCGACAGUAGCUUAGCUGGAAUUUUUUCAGAAUCUGAAACGGCAUUUUCCGCCACAUUUCCGUCGUCAUCGGGAUCGAAAGGUGACAAGGAUGAGGAGUUCAACUCUGGCGACGAGAGUAGAUCGUUGCUACGUGGAAAUUCAACGGAAAAUCGCGAUUCUAGUUCGUAGCAUUUAAAGAAAAUCAAUUUCGCCAAAUAAAGUGUAAGUAAAACGACGAAGAAAUAGACUAAUAAAAUAUAAAAGAGGAAUAAUCGCAACAAAAAUCCCAUUCGAAGUCUCAGACAGAAAAGGAAGGAGGAAAAAAAAAUCGUGGGAAAAUCAUUCUACAACUGUGAGCAUCUCUUAUUUCGAAACAUAAAUGUGAAAUUGAAGAAAGACAAAAACCCUUUUUCGGGAUAAAACUUUAUCUGUUGAAAGCAAUAAAAAAUUUCUAUAUGGAAAAAAAAUAUUUUUAUGUAUACUCAUAAAUCCAAAGAAAAGGAUGACUUCUUUUUUACUUACUCAAUAUUUGCCAUUCGAAAUUAUUUCACGCGACGAAUGUCUCUUUAGUUUUUCAUCACAAAAAUUUGGUCAAUUUCAAGAAAAUUUUGAUGAAAAUAAAUGCUUUUUCUUUUCGUAAUGAGUGAAAAUAGCCUGAAAAUAUAUAUAGAGAAAAGGAUUUACUUAACCAAAAGAACAGACAUUGAAAAUGUUAACGUGAAUGAUGGCUUUUAUCUGUGAUUACAUUAUUAAACAAAAAGAUGAAUUAUAUAGAAAGAGUUAAAAGUAAUUAAACACAGAGAGUAAUAAGAAAAGAGUCUAAUAUCAAUAUAGAAAUUAUAUUAAAAAAAAAAUCACCCUUUCCUAGCGAGGAUGUAAAAUAUUCGAUGUUUUUUAUGUUGUUUAACAUAAUUUUAAAAUCAAGGGGUUCAUUCUCUUAUUUAAUCAAGUAUUUUUUCAGAAUGUGAGGUUAUGUUGAGCCUAAACUAAAAGAGAACUCUUAAUGUUGACUAGGACUGUGCCACUUUAAUUUACAUUUAUUUCUUUUCAACAAAAUUUGCCCUUUAAAAAUAAAUUAUACUUUACUUUUUCAGAAUGUAAGGUUAUGUUAAUCAUAAUCGCAAAACUUUUAAUGUUUUUUAAGCAAAAAUUCUAAAUUGAUCACUUGCAUUCGAAUUUCCAUUGCAAAUUUCGUCUAAGUAAUGGCAAAUUAAGCCAUUUGGCACAUUUUUACCUUAAGAAAUACAUCGAAUUACAAAAUUAAGAAACAUACAAAAUUAUAACCUAAAUGACAAAUUUUUGAGGUUAUACUUUUAUAUCUUAAAUAUAAAGUAUUUAAAGGAAAUGUUUUUGCUUCAAUUUAUGAAAUCUACUUUUGUGGAAAUUUUUUCGCAGAAGCUAAGAGAUUUAUUAUCUAUUUUUCAUACUAUUUGUAUAUCAAAAUAUCGCAUUCAGGGUUAUCUUUUCAUUGAAAAAGUG